Molecule: messenger RNA, 1721 nt
Organism: Spirodela intermedia
Lineage: Eukaryota; Viridiplantae; Streptophyta; Magnoliopsida; Alismatales; Araceae
Source: the annotation of a GenBank genome assembly
AUGGUGACAUCGACGGUCAGCAGUGGUCAGAUGUUCUUGAUCUGAUCAGAUGGCCGUUACGUCUUGUCGUUAUCCCUGGGUUGAACGAGAGAGAUCGAAGGCACCUGGUGGUGACGGCAUACCAGCUUUUCGCUGACUGGAACGGUGAUUGUAUCCCCUACCUGCGGUGUGGCAGUUGCAAGGCGUCGGUGUGGUGGUGGCCUGUGGACGGGCGAUCCUCCUACUCUUCAUUCCUCUCCGGCGGGGAGGAAGACGAGCCGCACAAGAUGUGGACAGCACUGCGGCUGCUGCUGGGUUAUCGUCGUCGUUGUCGUCUCAGCUCCACCUGACCGGCCGGCUGGCUUGACGUCGUCGGUAGGUCAUUUCAAGCCCAAGUUCUUCCCGCGGUUCAAAGUGAGUAGAGCACACCGGUCUCGAUUGUGACGAGAAGAACUACACUAUGCUUAUUCAAGAAUGAAAGAAAAAGAUAGAGGGAAAUCGAUAUCAUCCGUUUAUCUCGAUGCUGUUUCCUCGAUCCACCUUGUUGUGGCUGUUUUUCCUGAUUCGCAUGAGUACCUGGGCUCCAUCUUUUUACCUCUGUCGCGUUGAAUAUUCCCUCUAUCAUUGAAAUUCAAAUAGAAGUCAGGAAUUUUCCCAUGGGAUUCGCGUAGUGGCUGUUAAUUCUUUAGCAAUGGAUUUCAUCUUUCUCAUCGUGCAGUUUUGAGUUGUUAACUCGUACUUUAUGAUCGUCUCUGUUUUCAGUCGGUGCUCUAAAUAUUCAGAUUUAUUUAACUGAUGUUUCGUUGCAAUAUAUUUUGGAAUGUAUAAUCUCUGCUUAUUCCUUACCUAUGCAUAUGAGUUGGCAUCCUAAAAUUUUCCAUCAUAUGAUUUCUUGAAGCUCGUUCUCUUCUACUAUCCUAGCUGACAGUCGCCAGAUAAGUUCAGGGAUGCGACACCUGAGAUUGUUCUCAUUGACUUUGAUAAAGCUAGAGAGUACACUUGGUAUCUUACGAAAUAUUCUGGAAAAAUACUGGUGCUAAGUGCAUUGUUUUGACGACUAUCAGGAUCAAUUAUUGAAGAACAAGUGAAGUUAUCAGUUAAAUUUAUCUGGCAAUGUGGAGCCUUAUAUCUCCAGCCUAGUCAUUCAAACAUGAGGCUAUGUAGUUCGUGCAUACACAGUAGUAGUCUCCCUUGCAUAUGUUUAGUGGGAAAACGGGUACCUAAUAUUUUGACGGAUACAAAGAAUACCGGCGUCAUUAUGACAGUUUCGUGGUUAAUUUGGCUAAGUUUUCCACUGGAAUUAAAUGAAACUAUUGCUAUCUGAGCAGGUUCUGCUAUGUUGUGCCGUUGAUAAGGCCCAAAAAACGUAUUUUCAAACUUUGAAGGUGUAUAUAAUGCAAAAUAUGUUUGAUCAUGUCAUUUGGUCUCACCUGUGUUAAAAACCUGGCUAGUAAGACAUUUCUGGAGAACCCAAGCAAAAUGGGAAAAUAUUUUAAAUAAUAGUAAUAUUAGAGCAGCAAAUGCGUGGCUCCUUUGGAAAUGAUCUGCAGGUUUAUCUGAUGUUUGCAAUGUUUAAACCAAUGUUGAAAAACCCAGUAUCAUUUUGAUGCCUGAAAAUUGAAAAUUUGUGUCUAAUCGCCCCAACUCGUUUGCUAUUCGAGCUGACCCAUCUGGGACCGGGGCUUUCGUCUGUGGACUAUCUUACGAACGAUAGGUAUUUUUUAAGAACAUUUAUCAUGUGA